Microdochium trichocladiopsis is the source of this 824-nucleotide messenger RNA. RefSeq names its product ubiquitin-conjugating enzyme/RWD-like protein. NCBI's taxonomy places the organism in Eukaryota, Fungi, Ascomycota, Sordariomycetes, Xylariales, Microdochiaceae. The record is from RefSeq and is a predicted model, not a curated record. The coding region runs from base 229 to 768 and encodes 179 amino acids. The transcript has 4 exons.
GCGCUCCCUUUGCUCGACCUCGAACUUCCCUCCUGAAAUCCUGAACUGACAGCAUCCCCAACACGUCAAUCUGUUCCAGUCCGUUGCCUCACUGUCUCUAUCAGUUCUAUAUUUCCAGUCUUUGCUAGCAUCCCCUCUCCACCAGACAGCAGCUUAAGGCACGACUCCGUCAUUCAAUCAUUCGAUUCCAUCUGGCAUCAGCACAACCAAUAGCCGAGACCAGUCAACAUGGACUUUGCCGACCAGAACCAGAACUCCGUCCCGGGCAGCACCCAGGCCGCCAAGCUGAAUGCCGCCCGCAAAGGUCCCGACGCUCAGAGUGUGGCCAAGAGGUUACAGACAGAGCUUAUGCAACUCAUGACAUCCCCAGCGCCAGGCGUGUCAGCAUUCCCUGGAGCGGAUGGCAACCUCAUGGCCUGGACAGCCACAAUCGAAGGGCCCGACGGCACACCAUACGCCGGACUGUCGCUGAAGCUCUCCCUGAGCUUCCCCAACAACUACCCCUACGCCCCGCCGACUGUGCUUUUCAAGACACCCAUCUAUCAUCCCAACUUCGACUUCUCCGGCCGCAUCUGUCUCGACAUCCUCAAGGACAAGUGGACGGCAGCGUACAACAUCCAGACUGUGCUGCUCAGCCUGCAAAGUCUGUUGGGCGAGCCCAAUAAUGCCUCCCCGUUGAACGGAGAGGCGGCAGAGCUGUGGGACAAGGACCCCGCGGAGUUCAAGAAGAAAGUUCUUGCUCGGCACAGGGACAUCGACGACGAGUGAGGGCAUGCGUCAGCUUGGUAAGGACGGGUUUGGUUGCAGGGCAGAAAGCCCACCGG